AUGGCCAACUCAUACUCGAUACAUUGGUGGAAGUCCGAGUCAUACCCUGCCUUACUCCACGCAAUCCCCACCAAGGUUCAGGAUAAAGUCAACGUCGAGGACAACUUCAUAAAUGCAGCCGCCUUUCGCUUGUAUUCCUGCGGUCGUAAAUUGGCUGAUUGUAGUUGUGCAGUUCUCUGUGAUACACAACUAGCAUAUGUCCAGCCGGGCCCAGCGGCGCUCUUCGUGGUUUUCUACACAACACCACACAAUGUCUUCGAAAUGAAGUCACUUCGGGAUAAACAUCCUAUCAUCGGCGCUCUAAUGAUCUAUGACCUCUUGCCUAUGAUGGGCGGUAUCUCGAUAGACACUAGCCCGCGAAUAAGUGGCUCACUGGACUCAUUCAGAGAGGCGUGUGACGUGAAACUGGUUGUCACCCAUAACACGCUUUCCCCCUUUCGAAUCAUUAAAGCAAGUACAAGUCUAUUGGUGCUCAUUUCAAAAAUUAACAAGCCUACGGAGAUGUCUGCAAAGUCACUGUCAGGAUGGACACAAACCGGUCGCGAGAGGCCCCUCACGAGUGUUUGCAAAUGCGUCGAUAUCGAUAGCUUGAAUCAAAAGAUCCCGCUUCACCAUCCCGAAGUAAAAGGAAUGAAGACCGCGAGCGAGCCGAUGUAUCCAGGCGUAGGGUCUACCAUGCUUCAGAGGCGCGCGAUAUGGUUCAUCAUCCAUGAUGACCAUCAGGACUUCUGGACAGACGCCAAUCUCAUAGUUGAUUUUCCAAAGAACUGAAUCUGCGCUGGGAGAAAAUGACCAAAACUUCUUGUGUAUCACUCAUCCC
Molecule: messenger RNA, 820 nt
Organism: Suillus clintonianus
Lineage: Eukaryota; Fungi; Basidiomycota; Agaricomycetes; Boletales; Suillaceae
Exons: 8
Coding region: 1-771 (256 amino acids)
Source: RefSeq, a predicted model, not a curated record